This is a messenger RNA of Jaculus jaculus (lesser Egyptian jerboa), 3693 nucleotides long. It is a transcript of the gene Cep120, whose product is annotated as centrosomal protein 120. Bases 119 to 3091 code for a protein of 990 amino acids. Lineage: Eukaryota; Metazoa; Chordata; Mammalia; Rodentia; Dipodidae. The record is from RefSeq and is a predicted model, not a curated record. The transcript is spliced from 20 exons. Gene Ontology annotation, cellular component: centrosome; centriole. Gene Ontology annotation, biological process: centrosome cycle; positive regulation of centriole elongation; interkinetic nuclear migration.
UUUCACAUGCUCGAGCGCCCGCACAGCCCGCUCGGCGCUCUGCAGUCCCGGGAAUGCCGCCCGAAGAACUGCGCCUUUGACCAGCGUCCUGGUGUGAUUUCAGAGCAUUGCAUCGCCGAUGGAUGCUGGUCCCCUUACCGGUCUUGAUGGAGUCCCCAGGGACCACCUUCAUUCACAAGGUCGGCAUUUCCCCAAACGUCCAAAGCACAUGCUUGUAGUAGAAGCCAAGUUUGAUGGAGAGCAGCUGGCUACCGAUCCUGUGGACCAUACUGACCAGCCAGAAUUUGCUACUGAGCUAGCCUGGGAAAUUGAUAGGAAAGUGCUUCAUCAGCACAGGUUACAGCGAACUCCUAUCAAAAUCCAGUGUUUUGCCGUGGACCCUUCUUCUUCAGCCAAGGAAACCAUAGGCUACAUUGUUCUGGACUUAAGAACCGCACAAGAAACAAAGCAGGCACCCAAGUGGUACCAGGUGCUGAGUAACAAGUACACCAAGUUCAAGUCCGAGAUACAGAUCGGUAUCACUUUGGAAACAGAUACAAAGGCACCACCGGAUACUUUUAAAGCAAAAGGAGCACCUCCCCGGGACGGUCAAGUACCUGCCAGCCUGUGUGGACUGGACCCGAAGGACAUAGUCGCGGUGCUGAAUGAGGAAGGAGGCUACCAUCAGAUUGGACCAGCAGAGUGCUGUGCUGACUCCUUCAUCCUGUCCGUGACCAUCGCGUUCGCUACACAGCUGGAGCAGUUAAUUCCUUGUACAAUGAAGCUUCCAGAACGACAGCCUGAGUUUUUCUUUUACUAUUCUUUAUUGGGAAAUGAUGUUACAAAUGAACCCUUCAAUGAUUUAAUGAACCCAAACUUUGAGCCAGAGAGAGCAUCUGUUCGCAUACGUAGCAGCGUGGAAGUUCUUCGUGUCUACCUGGCUCUUCAUCCUAAACUGCAGAUCCAUCUGUGCUGUGGAGACCAGUCCCUCGGGAGUACGGAAGUCCCCUUAAAUGGACUGCUGAAGAAAGGCAGCACAGAAAUCAACCAGCGCCCAGUCACGGUUGAGGGCGCUUUUACCCUUGACCCUCCAAACCGAGCCAGACAAAAGCUGGCGCCCAUCCCGCAGGAGCUGGCCCCAACUGUGGGCGUGUCUGUGGCUCUGCAGAGAGAAGGCGUCGAUCCCCAGUCCUUAAUUGACUUAAAGACCCAGAAUGGACAUAACACAGAGCAUUCAAAGAAGAGAGUUUUAACUCCCAUAAAGGAGAAGACACUUACUGGACCAAAAUCACCCAGUGUGUCACCUGUUCUGCCUCAUAACCAGACACCUCCAACUAAAGAUGAUGCAACAGAAAGUGAAGUAGAAAGCCUACAAUAUGACAAGGAUGCAAAACAAAGUCUAAAAGGCAUUAGCUCUGUACCCGCUUCAUUGGCCCAGCCAGUGGUUACUUCCCACGCCUCAGAAGUAACGUCAGGACAGAAGAUUGCUGUUCCCGCGACAUCGCAUCACUUCUGCUUUUCAAUAGACUUAAGGAGCAUCCAUGGCCUGGAAAUUAGUUUUCCAGUUAACUGCAUAUUGAGGUACUCAUAUCCAUUCUUUGGAAGUGCGGCUCCUAUUAUGACUAACCCUCCCGUAGAAGUUCGGAAGAACAUGGAGGUUUUUCUUCCUCAGUCUUACUGUGCAUUUGAUUUUGCAACUAUGCCUCAUCAGUUGCAGGACACCUUCUUCCGGAUUCCAUUGCUGGUUGAGUUAUGGCACAAGGAUAAAAUGAGUAAGGACUUACUCCUGGGGAUUGCAAGAAUCCAGCUUUCUAACAUCCUGUCUUCAGAGAAAACACGGUUCUUAGGCUCCAGUGGUGAACAGUGUUGGCGUCAGACCUUGAGUGAGAGAGUGCCUGUUACAUCAGCACAGGGGUCAAAUAACAGAAUAAUGGAUCUUUCUUACACAGUGACUCUAGAAGAUUAUGGACUAAUAAAAACGCGUGAGGUUUUUGUUUCCGAUUCCUCUCAGGGCUUACCUGCUCACCAGCAGAAGCCACCUUCUCUUCCCCCGGCACCUUGUCCUUCUGAGGCCCACACCGAGCCCCGAGAAACCUUGGAAUACAAAGCUGCACUUGAGCUAGAAAUGUGGAAGGAGAUGCAGGAAGACCUAUUUGAAAAUCAGCUGAAGCAGAAAGAACUGGCUCAUAUGCAGGCUCUUGCAGAGGAGUGGAAGAAACGGGACCGAGAACGAGAGUCGCUAGUGAAGAAAAAGGUGGCUGAGUACAGUAUUCUGGAAGGAAAACUUGAGCGCGCCCUUAGUGAGCUAGAGAGCCGCGAGCAGCAGCUGGCCGGCGCGGAGCUAGAGCUUCAAAGAGAGAAGAAAGAAUUGCAAUCAGAGCGCGAAAGGAACCGGCAUGAGGCGCAGGACUGCAUCCGCAGGGCCCGGGAGGACUGUGGUCACCAGGUGGAGCUGGAAAGGCUCAAGACGAAGCAGCUGGAAGAGGAGAAGCGCCGGCUGCAGCAGCAGCUUAAUGAUGCCGAAAAUAAGUUUAAGAUUUUGGAAAAAGAAUUUCAACAUUUCAAGGAUCAGCAAAGCAACAAACCGGAAAUACGCCUGCAGUCUGAAAUAAAUCUUCUCACCUUGGAAAAGGUCGAACUUGAGAGAAAGUUGGAAUCUGCAACCAAGUCUAAACUGCAUUACAAGCAGCAGUGGGGACGGGCUCUAAAAGAGCUGGCCAGACUCAAACAGAGGGAACAAGAGAGUCAAAUGGCUCGUCUUAAAAAACAGCAAGAGGAACUGGAGCAGAUGAGACUGCGCUACCUUGCUGCUGAGGAAAAAGAUACAAUGAAAACUGAGCAGCAGGAGCUGUUGGAUAUAAGAAAUGAAUUGAACAGGUUAAGGCAACAGGAACAAAAGCAGUCCCAGGAUUCCAGAGAGAUUGCCAGUGGAAAGAUGGGUGGUCCGCAGGGCUCCACGCUGGAGGACGGCUUGGAUGAGUACUUGACUCGGCUAAUAGAAGAGAGGGACACCCUGAUGAGAACCGGUGUGUACAGUCAUGAAGACCGCAUCAUAACUGAGCUCGAUCGGCAGAUCAGAGAGGUCUUGGCUAAAAACAAUGCCAGCAGUUAACAACAUUUGAAAAAUCUAUACACAGACUCUAGGUCUAAAUUGUAAUUUCAUUGUAAAACCCUCAAAGCAGGGAGGGGGAAAGGGAUAUUUUAAAAUGCUAAUUUCAAUUUUUUAUAAGCUGAAUUUUGUAUGUUACUGUAUAGUAUUUAUUUGAUUUUUACUUAACGCUACCUCUCCCAUGCUGAUUUUAUUCAUAAAUGCAUUUUUAUACUCAUUUAAAAUGACUUCAGUGUUCUUCAGUUUAUAUAGUCUGAUGGUAACUUUAAAAACAGCUUUUCACCAAGUAUGUUCUAGGAGAAAUGGGUGCCGUAAAUUCUAGUUACAUAAUUUUCAUGUUGGGCCAAGAGUGCAUGUUGCACUUUAAAAUGCUAUAUCCUACUCCAUUUGAUUGUAGAUAUCUUAAAGUUGAGGCCAAUUAUAAAUGUACCUCAUUCUUUGACAUUUACUUUGUAUGACUGAUCUAUUUUUCCUACACUUGUGAUAUAUUUGCAGAUGACAAGGUUGAAAAUAAAGCAGUGUCAACACAGGAGUUAAAAGACAUACUGGGUGACAAAUUAGUCAUUUGUUCAGAUACAUUUCACACAUUAAAUGUGUUUUAAGAA